This is a messenger RNA of Alosa sapidissima (American shad), 2278 nucleotides long. RefSeq names its product prenylcysteine oxidase-like. Lineage: Eukaryota; Metazoa; Chordata; Actinopteri; Clupeiformes; Clupeidae. Gene Ontology annotation, molecular function: prenylcysteine oxidase activity. The transcript has 6 exons. The coding region runs from base 325 to 1824 and encodes 499 amino acids. The record is from RefSeq and is a predicted model, not a curated record. Gene Ontology annotation, biological process: prenylated protein catabolic process; prenylcysteine catabolic process.
UCCCACCCAACCCGGAAAAGGCUUAUCGCGCGCAGUUUUAUUGGCUGUGACCUCGUAUAUGGAAUCAGCAGGGAAUCAGGCGCUCGUGUUUUGUUACCGGAUGGCAGGCAGUCAUUGUCAAACCCUCAAAGUGAGCGUUUUUAUUUUUUUCAUCGGGCUGAUUAAACGACUUCCUGUAUUUCGCAGCGGUCAUCGGUUUCUAGACAUUCGGAGCUACAGCGACUGAUCCGUGGACCCGAUGACUGCACCGGCCCAAUCCAUCAUCCGUAACAUUAGUCCAACCCGGAGCUGAUUGCUCAGUUUCCUCCUAAUUCACGCUCAACGAUGAACCCUGGGUUUCUGAUAUAUCUGCAGAUAUUAACGUCUGUUUAUGUGCUCGGAGACUCAGGAUUUGCACAACUUGAUGGCGCACCACCAUCCAAAAUCGCGGUAGUCGGGGCUGGAAUUGGAGGAACUGCGACAGCUCAUUUCUUAAGGCAGCACUUUGGGCCAGAGGUACGCAUUGAUGUCUUUGAAAAAGGAACUGUCGGCGGGCGGUUGGCAACAGUCACAGUUAAUCACCACGACUAUGAGUCCGGUGGAUCCAUCAUCCAUUCUCUCAAUCUGCAUAUGCAAGACUUCGUUAAACAACUUGGGCUGAAAUACAGGAAGAAUGUGGCUGGGAAAACAGCUGUGUUCAAUGGCCAAGAGUUCAUCCUGGAGGAGACAGACUGGUACCUCCUUGACCUCUUCCGUCUGUGGUGGCGCUAUGGGAUCAGCUUCAUACGCCUGCAGAUGUGGGUGGAGGAGAUCAUGGAGAAGUUCAUGAGGAUCUAUAAAUACCAGGCCCAUGGCUAUGCCUUCAGCUCGGUGGAGGAGCUACUGAGCUCUCUGGGAGGCUCAGGGUUCCACAAUAUGACCCAGCGACCUUUGUCAGAGUCGCUUCUGGAGCUCGGUGUGUCUCAGCGCUUCAUUGACGAAGUCAUUGCCCCCAUCAUGAGGGUCAACUAUGCCCAGAACGUUAGCAUCCCUGCAUUUGUAGGGGCGGUAUCUCUUGCAGGGGCUCAGGCCAACCUGUGGGCAGUGGAGGGGGGGAAUAAGCUGGUCUGCUCUGGGCUGUUAAAGCUGGCCAAAGCAAACCUCAUCCAAGCACAGGUCAAUGCCAUAUCACCUCAGGCUGCAGGUGAGUCGUCUCAGUAUCGCCUCAGUUACUCCAGCCAGAUGGAGAAUCAGACAGAACUGUAUGACAUCGUUGUGGUGGCCACCCCCCUCCAACCCAAUGUGGGCUCUGGCAUCUCCUUUGAAGGUUUUGAUUCUCCGCCUCCCACUAUUGCGGGAGCCUACCACCAUACUGUUGCCACCAUCGUCCAUGGCUACCUAAACUGCUCCUACUUUGGCUACCCAGACCCCAAGCUGUUCCCUUUCGCCAGCAUCCUGACCACGGAGGCGCCCGAACUGUUCUUCAACAGUGUGGCCAACGUCUGUCCAGUGAACAUCACCACUGGCUUCCGCCGCAAGCCUCCUCAAGAGGCUGCCGUCUACAAGGUCUUUUCCCAAGAGCCCUUGGGUAAGAAGGAGCUGAAGACGCUGUUUAAGUCGUACUACUCAGUGCAGGUAACGGACUGGCAGGCUUACCCGCACUACUGGAGCACCCAGGAACUCCCACCGGUCAUCUUACAUGAUGGACUCUACUACCUCAAUGGUAUUGAGUGGGCAGGCAGUGCCAUGGAGAUGAGUUCUGUGGCGGCAAAGAACAUCGCCCUGCUUGCGUACCACCGUUGGAGCCGCCAGGUUGAGAUGAUUGACCAGAAGGACUUGAUGCAUAAAAUCAAGACUGAGCUGUAAUAACCAGCGUCUAGUGUACAGAGAACUUUUUUUGAAGAGCUACUGGUAAUGGGCUAAAAGACAGAGAGUGUGUGUGUGCGCGUGAAUCAGAAAUGUGAAUGACAGCAUCUCAAUUAGAUAAACAACAACAAUGGUAUUUCCGUGCUAAUGUUCCUUUUGACAAGAUUAUUCAAUCUGAAAACUAAUGGGUGUCAAACAGGCAUUUGACAACCUUUGAUUUUACAAGUACAUAUGUAUUUACAAAUAUCCGACACAUUAAACACUGGGCUGGCAUGCCACUCCUAUAAGUAUUUCAGCUGAUGCCAUUUCAGUAAAUCAAUAUUCGGUUCACUGUAUGCUAAAUUAUUUAUUUAAAUGUCUCUGAAAGCUCUGAACAUUGUUCUGAAGAUGCCUCUGUUGCUGGACUGUAUAUAUGUUUAAGAGAAUUGGAAUAAACAUGUUUGUCAAUUCUUUA